This is a messenger RNA of Pelagomonas calceolata, 695 nucleotides long. NCBI's taxonomy places the organism in Eukaryota, Pelagophyceae, Pelagomonadales, Pelagomonadaceae. The record is from the annotation of a GenBank genome assembly.
ACUAGACAUUCGGGUCGAGCUGCUAAAAAGUGCCUGCCUGCCGUCUAGGGACCGUCCCAGUCGCUGCGCACGCGUUUUCCUGCUUACCGCUGCCUAUUAUCGUCAGUGUAGGCAAAGCGCGGUACCGCUAACCGCGCCAAAGCCCAAUCAGCUCCUGAGACUUCCUGGUCAUCCGCGUCGUUCCGCUGCGAGCCGCUGCACCAACGACACCAUGACCUCCCUCCGCCGAUUAACGAAGGAGUUCGAGGCCCUCGAGAAGAACCCGCUCGACUUCUGCGAGGUCGCGCCCGCCGCCGACAAGCUGUCCGCCGAAGCAACACUCCAGGGCCCGCCCGGCACGCCCUACGCGAACGGCGUCUGGACUUUGGACUUAACCUUCCCCGAGAACUACCCCUUCAAGGCGCCGACCGUCACGUUCCGCACGGAGAUCAAGCACCCUAAUGUCAAAACCGACACCGGCGAGGUCUGCCCCGAGGUCUUCUUCCCGAACUGGUCGCCCACCAUGAAUGUUAGAUUAGUCCUCUCGAACGUGCGCGAGGUCCUCAAGAAUCCGGUGGUGGAGACGCCCCUCGAGGCCGAGCUCGCGGAGCUCUUCGCGAACGACCGGCCCAAGUUCGACAAGCUCGUCAAGGACCACGUGAAGGGCCUCGGGAAGAAGAAAAAGUAGAGCUGCUGUGUAACCUUGUUCUAGUCUU